UUAAAAAAUAACCCUGUCUGUCGGCGCAUCACUCCCGUUCCCUGUUGCCUUUCUGCUCCGUCGCCUCUCUCCUCGCUCAUUGCCUCUCUGCUCGGUGGCCGCAGCCGUCUCCAGAUAACCUUUACGCGGCACCGCUGAUUCCACCGUCUUCAUCCCGGGUUAUUGGCGUUUCAGUAAUCAUGAAGGUAAGGUCAUCUGUGAAGAAGAUGUGUGAGUUCUGUCGGACAGUUAAACGUCGAGGACGUGUAUAUGUGUUGUGCACGGCCAACCCUAAGCACAAGCAAAGACAAGGCAUGUCAACAGUAGCACUAGCAGGGUCAUCUCAUACAGUGUCCUUGGAGCCAAGCAACAAGCAGAUUAGCUUUACCAACGGCUCACGUACAGGUCUGGCAUCUCUUCUUCCACAAAGGCACAGCCUCUCUAUGCUGUACGGAUGGAGAGUGGGCCUGGCCUCUAUUCUGUCUAAGAAGUGAGCGUAGCUAGCGACUUGGAAUCAAAAAAGAUCAUCAUGUCAGAAGUAGUGACUUCAUAGGAGAACUUAAUGGAUAAAUCACAACUCUUGAUCAAGGCCUUUUGCCUCCCUCCUUUCUUUGUAUUGUUUGUUUUGUUUUGUUUUGUUUUGUUUUUACCUCUAUCUGAUCUACCACCAUUCAUAGUCUUGUUACUUGUUAGAAGGUUAGCUUGCAGGUGCAGCAAAACUUGUGUGGACUCUUUUGUAUGCGUUUUCCAGUACUAUUUGGAAAAUUUUAAACUUGGUACAUCAUAGGAUUUUUCUAUUUGAUGCAACCUUCUUUUA
Messenger RNA from Prosopis cineraria, 796 nucleotides. RefSeq lists its product as uncharacterized. The record is from RefSeq and is a predicted model, not a curated record. Gene Ontology annotation, biological process: translation. The coding region runs from base 180 to 473 and encodes 97 amino acids. Gene Ontology annotation, molecular function: structural constituent of ribosome. Gene Ontology annotation, cellular component: ribosome. Lineage: Eukaryota; Viridiplantae; Streptophyta; Magnoliopsida; Fabales; Fabaceae. The transcript has 3 exons.